Chenopodium quinoa (quinoa) is the source of this 1974-nucleotide messenger RNA. RefSeq names its product homeobox protein 5-like. Lineage: Eukaryota; Viridiplantae; Streptophyta; Magnoliopsida; Caryophyllales; Amaranthaceae. The transcript is spliced from 2 exons. The record is from RefSeq and is a predicted model, not a curated record. The coding region runs from base 448 to 1728 and encodes 426 amino acids.
UAUUAAUUUACCUUUCAUCAUGGGUAAAAAAAAUUAAAAAAAAUAAAAUAGAAAAGGGAAAUAAGUACUCCCUUGUCUACUCAAUUCCUUUCCUUUUCUCCUUUUUCAUCCCUUUCUUUGUUUCUCUCUCUUCAUGUUCAUCUUCUUUUCUUUCGGAAUACGAAAUCCCUAAUUCAGGCCAUUGCCAACGGACCUGGUUUUUCCACUCUAAAGCCACCACUAUCACCUCCCCAAACUAACCAUACCCAUUUCUAUUCUUAAAUCUUUUUACUCACUUUUUUUUUUUCUUCAAAAUUUUUGCUAGCUGAAAAGCUCAACUUGGACAUCAUCUGCUGCUUUUCCAACCACCCUUUUUGCUUCUUUAAAAUAAAAGUUUAAUAACUCGAUCAACACCCACUUUACUUGAUCACCCAGAUCGUCUUUUUGCAGAUCUUCGUAAAAAGCUUCAUGGGAGACAUGGAUUCAGAGAACUGUGGUAGUAUGCAGUCUUCGAGCACGGGUGGUGGCGGUGGCGGUGGUGGUUGUGGAGAUGAUCAAGAGUACGACUCACGUGGCGGUGGCGCCGGUGAGUCUAUCUCCGCGUUUUUUAACUCCAUGUCAAACUUGAGCAAUAUAGGUGGUGGUGCUCCGCUUCAACUUUACUCUUUGAGUAACAGCAAUCAUCAAGUAUCCAACUAUUUUGAUCAACCACCUACUUUAUCACAAUCUUCUUCACUUGAGUGUCCAAACUUUAUGAUUAACCAUAAUACUACUAGUAAUAAUAAUAAUAAUAAUAAUGGUACCAAUAAUAAUGAUAAUAAUAAUAAUCAGCUAGACAUGGUGUGGCCCAACAAAUUCUCUUCAAUUCGACCGUCUUUAUCAACCGAUGAUGCCAAUUGCACUGAGGGUCCUUUUGGCUACAGCAUACCCAACAACAACCACCACCACCAACAACAAAACCCACCUCGGCCAAUUCCUUUACCUUUACCAUCCCCGCCCGUCACUUCGCCACUGUCCUCAACAGCACCAACUAUUACCGGAUCAGGUCGAAACCCCAAGAAGAGGUCCAGGGCUUCUAGGAGAGCGCCUACUACUGUGUUGACUACCGACACCAACAAUUUCAGACAAAUGGUCCAGGAGUUUACUGGUAUCCCUUCACCUCCCUUCACCGCCUUCUCCACUCGAGCUCGAUUCGAUCUCUUUGGUGGCUUAGGUGGUCUUACUAGCUCCGUAGUGCCUCCUCCUACUUAUCUUUUAAGGCCUUUCCCUCAAAAGAUACCUCCUCUUCAACAACCACCGUAUUUAGCCAAUAAUCCCUCUCUUCCUUCGCAUACUACUAAUAAUACUAGUACUAUUGAUGGUCUAGGAUUGUCCGCGACUCCAACUUCUACUACGGCUAGCACUAGUAUCAACACCAGUGGUAUAGCAGCACCAUCAUCUGCCAAUUUCCAUAUGUGUGAUCCUCAACAGUUUCUUAGCACCAACCCUCAGCUCAGCUUUCAGUCUCUCCUCGAACAAACUUCUUCUGCAUUAACUGAUCAUCAGCAUGAUUCGAGCAUGAGUCUCGGGUGUACUACUGUCACACCUCUUCAGACUAGCUGCUCUGUUAAUCCUGCACCUGGAAACUACCGCGGCAUCAGUGCUAUUACUUCUGCUGCUGCUGCUGCUGUCAAUGGCGCCUCGGAUAAUAAUGUAGGUGUCGCUAAGGGUGAAGGUAUGAUAGAUUCAUGGAUUUGUUCAUCUGAUUAAUUUAUUAAUUAAUUAGUCUUUGUUAUAUUUUGUGUAUUUCAUUGAUUAUAUAUGUAGCAAAUUAAACUGCAAGAGUAAAAAAAAAUGAUUAUUAACUAGCACUAAUUGGGGCGGGUUAAUAGUUUUUAGCUAACUAAGCUAGUACGAAUUGUAUGUAACUUAUUAACCAUUUGAGGAUCUACAAUCAUCUGUACUGUGUAUAUAUUGCUAAUAUACAUGCGUUCUGCUUCAUUUGUUAUACUAUUA